Molecule: messenger RNA, 4698 nt
Organism: Orycteropus afer afer
Lineage: Eukaryota; Metazoa; Chordata; Mammalia; Tubulidentata; Orycteropodidae
Source: RefSeq, a predicted model, not a curated record
AUGUCUUUGCCUUUUUAUCAGAAGUUCCAUGAGCACUAUGAUCAAAGCUACCGCAACAAGGACCUCCGUACCACCACGAGCCAGUACCAGCAGGAGAAGAAGCGCUCAGCCAUCUAUACUCAUGGCUCCACAGCCUACAGCAGCCGCUCCUCAGCCGCCCAUCGCCAGGAAUCACAGGCUUUCAGCCAGGCUUCCUCCUACCAGCAGCAGGGUUCUCAGGCCUAUAGUCUGGGAGCCACAGAGUACUCCCUUGGGUCUGAAGUCAGUCGGAAGGCAGCCUCAGCCUACGAUUAUGGAUACUCCCAUGGACUUACAGAUUCCAGUCUGUUGCUAGAAGAUUAUUCAUCCAAGUUGAGUCCCCAAACAAAGAGAGCCAAGAAGAGCCUUCUUUCUGGAGAGGAGAAAGAGAAUCUGCCCGGUGACUACAUGGUGCCCAUUUUCUCAGGACGCCAAGUCCAUGUCAGUGGAAUUACAGAUACAGAGGAACAAAGAAUUAAAGAAGCUGCUGCAUACAUAGCCCAGAGGAAUCUUCUUGCCAGUGAAGAAGGAAUCUCAACAUCCAAACAGUUGACAGCAUCCAAACAGUCCAUGGCAUCCAAACAGUCCACAUCCAUUCUUCAACAGGAGGAGGCUUUGAAGAAGAAGUCAAGGAAAGUUGCAAUUCGAGAAAAGGCAGAACACCUGUCUCUGAGGAAAACAUUAGAAGAAACUGAGGCAUAUCAUAGAAAGUUGAAUGAAGAUAGUCUUCUUCACGCUCCCGAGUUCAUCAUCAAACCUCGUUCGCACACUGUGUGGGAGAAAGAGAAUGUAAUAUUGCACUGCUCCGUAUCAGGCUGGCCAGAACCUCGUCUCACGUGGUACAAAAACCAGGUUCCUAUAAAUGUCCAUGCAAAUCCUGGAAAAUAUAUUAUUGAAAGUAGAUACGGAAUGCACACUUUGGAGAUAAACGCAUGUGAUUUUGAAGACACAGCUCAGUACCGGGCCUCUGCGAUGAACGUUAAAGGAGAGCUUUCAGCAUACGCUUCCGUUGUGGUAAAGAGAUAUAAAGGAGAGUUUGAUGAGACUUGCUUCCAUGCUGGGGCUUCUACCCUUCCUCUCAGCUUUGCUGUUACUCCUUACGGUUAUGCAUCCAAGUUUGACAUCCACUUUGAUGACAAGUUUGAUGUGUCUUUUGGGAGAGAGGGUGAGACGAUGAGUCUAGGCUGCCGUGUAGUUAUCACUCCCGAAAUUAAACAUUUCCAGCCAGAGAUCCAGUGGUACAGAAAUGGGGCACUUGUCUCUCCAUCAAAAUGGGUGCAAACACACUGGAGUGGAGAACGAGCAACACUGACAUUUUCUCAUCUCAACAAAGAAGAUGAAGGCCUCUAUUCAAUUCGUGUGCGAAUGGGAGAUUAUUACGAGCAAUACAGUGCUUAUGUCUUUGUUCGAGAUGCUGAUGCGGAGAUUGAAGGUGCUCCAGCUUCUCCUUUGGAUGUGAUGUGCUUAGAUGCCAACAAAGAUUAUAUCAUCAUCUCUUGGAAACAGCCAGCUGUAGAUGGAGGGAGUCCUAUUCUGGGAUAUUUUAUUGAUAAAUGUGAGGUGGGCACAGAUACCUGGUCUCAAUGCAAUGACAUACCUGUGAAGUUUGCCCGUUUCCCAGUCACUGGAUUGAUAGAGGGGCGUUCCUAUAUAUUCCGAGUUCGAGCUGUGAAUAAAAAUGGCAUAGGUCUACCAUCCCGAGUGUCUGAGCCUGUGGCUGCUCUGGAUCCAGCUGAGAAAGCUAGACUCAAAAGUCGCCCUUCAGCACCCUGGACUGGACAGAUAAUUGUCACUGAAGAGGAACCUACAGAGGGUAUCAUUCCUGGGCCUCCUACAGACCUUUCUGUGACUGAGGCCACCCGAAGCUAUGUGGUGCUAAGCUGGAAGCCUCCUGGCCAGCGUGGCCAUGAAGGCAUUAUGUACUAUGUGGAAAAGUGUGAAGCUGAGACACAAAACUGGCAGCGGGUGAACACAGAGCUCCCAGUGAAGUCCCCCCGCUUUGCUCUGUUCGACUUAGCUGAGGGAAAAUCCUACUGUUUCCGCGUCCGCUGUGCUAAUUCCGCUGGAGUUGGGGAACCCUCAGAGGCAACGGAAAUGACUGUGGUAGGAGACAAGCUUGAUAUCCCCAAGCCCCCCAGCAAAAUCAUACCAAGUAGAAACACAGAUACCUCAGUGGUGGUCACUUGGGAGGAAUCCAAAGAUGCAAAAGAGCUGGUGGGGUACUACAUAGAGUCAAGCAUUGUUGGCUCUGGCACAUGGGAGCCCUGCAACAACAACCCCGUGAAGGGCUCACGAUUUACUUGUCAUGGAUUAGUGACUGGUCAGAGUUAUAUUUUCCGAGUCAGAGCAGUUAAUGCAGCUGGACUUAGUGACUAUUCACAGGAUUCAGAAGCUAUCGAAGUAAAAGCUGCUAUUGCGACACCAUCUCCACCCUAUGAUAUCACUAGUCUUGAAAGUUUUCAUGACUCAAUGGUUCUUGGCUGGAAGCAACCAGAUAAAACUGGAGGGACUGAAAUUACUGGCUAUUAUGUGAACUAUCGUGAAGUAAUUGACGGAGUACCAGGAAAAUGGAGAGAAGCCAACAUUAAGGCUGUCAGUGAUCAGGCAUACCAGAUAAACAACUUGAAGGAAAACAUGGUAUAUCAGUUCCAAGUGGCAGCCAUGAACAUUGCUGGAUUAGGAGAAUUCUCAGCAGCAAGUGAAUUGUUCAAAUGUGAAGAAUGGACAAUUGCUGUUCCAGGACCUCCACACAAUCUCAAGUAUAGUGAAGUCAGGAAAAACUCUCUGGUCCUCCAGUGGAAGCCUCCAGUCCACUCUGGGCGGACCCCAGUGACUGGUUACUUUGUGGAUAUGAAGGAGGCCAGUGCCAAAGAUGACCAGUGGCGAGGACUCAACAAGGCGGCUAUUAAAAACAAGUACCUUAAGGUGCAUGACCUCAAGGAGGGUGUCAGCUAUGUCUUCCGCGUCCGAGCCAUAAACCAGGCAGGUGUUGGGAAGCCGUCUGACCUUGCCGGUCCUGUGGUGGCAGAAACACGUCCAGGAACCAAAGAGGUUGUUGUAAGUGUGGAUGAUGAUGGCAUCAUUUCUUUGAACUUUGAAUGUGAUCAGAUGUCUCCAAAUUCUGAGUUCACCUGGUCCAAGGAUUAUGUGCCCACUGAGGACUCUCCACGGUUAGAAGUUGAAAGCAAAGGCAACAAGACAAAAAUGACCUUUAAGGAACUUGGGAUGGAAGACUUGGGAAUUUAUUCCUGUGAUGUAUCAGAUACUGAUGGAAUAGCUUCAAGCUACUUAAUAGAUGAAGAAGAAUUGACACGUCUACUUGCUCUCAGCCAUGAACACAAAUUCCCAACUGUUCCAGUUAAAUCAGAACUGGCAGUUGAAAUUUUGGAUAAGGGGCAGGUCCGGUUUUGGAUGCAGGCUGAGAAGCUGUCUCCCAAUGCCAAAGUCAACUUCAUAUUUAACGACAAUGAAAUUUCUGAGGGGCCGAAAUAUAAGAUGCAUAUUGAUCGAAACACUGGUAUAAUUGAAAUGUUUAUGGAAAAGCUACAGGAUGAGGAUGAGGGAUCAUAUUCUUUCCAGAUUCAAGAUGGAAGAGCAACUGGCCAUUCUACUCUUGUUCUCAUUGGAGAUGUAUAUAAAAAGCUCCAGAAAGAAGCUGAAUUCCAGCGGCAAGAAUGGAUCAGGAAACAAGGUCCACAUUUUGCUGAGUAUUUGAGUUGGGAAGUGACUGGUGAAUGCAACGUACUACUGAAAUGCAAGGUGGCAAAUAUUAAGAAGGAAACGCUUAUUGUGUGGUACAAAGAUGAGAGAGAGAUAUCAGUGGAUGAAAAACAUGAUUUUAAGGAUGGUAUAUGCACCCUGCUUAUAACAGAGUUUUCCAGGAAAGAUGCUGGGAUUUAUGAAGUGAUCCUGAAAGAUGACCGAGGGAAAGAUAAGAGCAGAUUGAAGCUUGUGGAUGAAGCCUUUAAAGAACUGAUGACUGAAGUAUGUAAGACAAUCGCGUUGUCUGCUACAGACUUGAAGAUCCAGAGCACUGCCGAGGGUAUCCGGCUCUACUCCUUCGUUACCUACUACCUGGAGGAUUUGAAAGUCAACUGGUCUCACAAUGGAACUGCUAUUAUGUACUCAGAUAGAGUUAAGAGUGGGGUCACUGGAGAACAGAUCUGGUUACAAAUCAAUGAGCCGACUCCCAAUGACAAAGGGAAAUAUGUAAUGGAGCUCUUUGAUGGCAAAACUGGACACCAGAAGACAAUAGAUCUUUCUGGACAAGCAUAUGAUGAAGCCUUUGCUGAAUUCGAGAGGUUAAAACAAGCUGCCAUUGCAGAGAAAAAUCGUGCCCGUGUGCUGGGCGGCCUCCCAGAUGUGGUCACCAUUCAGGAGGGUAAAGCCCUUAAUCUCACCUGCACCGUGUGGGGUGAUCCUGCUCCAGAGGUCUCCUGGAUGAAGAAUGAGAAGACUUUGGCCUCAGACGACCACUGCACCCUUAAGUUUGAGGCAGGAAAAACAGCUUACUUCACCAUCAAGGGAGUGACCAGCUCUGACUCGGGCAAAUAUGGCCUGGUGGUGAAGAACAAGUAUGGCACGGAGAUCAGUGACUUCACCAUCAGCGUGUUCAUCCCCGAGGAAGAGGUCAGGAACGCAGUCUCAGAGCCGCUGAAAGGAAACAAAAAGUCCAAGUGA